This is a messenger RNA of Durusdinium trenchii, 2650 nucleotides long. NCBI's taxonomy places the organism in Eukaryota, Dinophyceae, Suessiales, Symbiodiniaceae. The record is from the annotation of a GenBank genome assembly.
CUGAGCUUUCUGCAAUCUACUCUGAAACCACUGCAAGACACUUGACCAUUUCCAGGAUUUUUCGGCUCCAGCAAUCAGCAAUGGCUGAGUAGACGAAUGUAGACGACGUUCGUUUGUAAAAUGCGUCCAUGCUGGGCAUGGCACUGGUGUUUCUCGGGCCCCAUCUGGCUGUGGCUGUGGCCAGUUUGGGCCAUGAGGCCGCAAAUUGAUGGCAGUCUCCAUCCGGACGGCCCGCCCUCCUCUGCAAACAGUACUGGGUGUGACAAGACGCUCUUCUUCGCGGCGGUGGGGCCGGAAUUUAGGGACACGAUGAGAAAGAAUGCCCUUCACCUGCAUGCAACAGGUGUAGUUGACAUCUUCUUCGCCCACUACCGACAAGACUUAGCAAAUUGGCAAAAGGAGUCCUGGUACCAGGAGACGGUGAAGUACAGCGUGUCGUAUAAGGAGAUGAAAGCUGACUUCGUACUGAAGGAGCUUGUGAAGCAAGAGACCUUCAGACUGAGGGGCUAUUGUUGGUAUUGGAUCGCAGAUGAUAAUGUCGACUUCACCUCCUUGGAUGUGAAGCGAUACUUGGCUCUGGCGGCCGAGACGGGAGCCAGUCUGGUGCAGCCCGCCGUGGAAUUCGACAGCCACGGCAUCCCGUCACACCAAAUUGUGACGGCCUACUCUGCAGACGUGGAGUUACCAGACCAUUCCAUCAGUCGAAGCCUCUAUCGGUAUUCGGACUUUGUGGAGGUGAUGUCUCCGCUCUUCCGGGAAGACGCUCUGAUAGCCGCCUGGAAGCUCUACCUCCCAGGCCUGGGCAGCGACUUCGGCAUGGACUUCCUUUGGUGCCGCUUUGUGGCCGCCCAGCUCCGGGCUCGCGUGGACCGAGUGUGUGCCAUCAUCGAUGCAGAGCACAUGUACAAACUUCCACACCUGGAAAGCUACAAUUUCGAGGAUGGGCUGGCCGUCCAAGAGGUUCUCUUGAAUGAAUUUGCGGAAUACACACAGAGGAGCAUGGAGACUUCUGGUCAGCUACGAGAUGAUCUAGAACAGCUGUGCCGGACGGCCAAAGACACACAGCUGGUGCGUGUUCGUGUGAAGCCCUACCUGGCCCAGGCCUCCUGGAAGAUGUGGAAGGCCCUCUUUCGCUGCAAGCAGUAUAACUUGGAAGCCGUGUGUCACAUUGAUGGGACUCUCAUCAACGGAGUCUUUUGGCGAGUUCUGGCUGCCGGACUCGUGUUGUGCAUCCCGCUGCUCCUUUGGCCACCCAGCAGCAGAAUGCGCAGACCCGAGUCGGACCCAAGCGCACCCGAGUCGCACCCAUGGAUGUCCCUGGAGGCUUUGCGAAGGACCCCGGUUUCCACACCAAUCCCCGUUUCCGAAGCGAAUGGAGACGGCGACGAGAUGGAGACGGCGUCGAGAUGGAGACGACGAUAUCCCGCGCGCGAGACAUGUUGCUCGUCUCCUGGCCGCAGCGCAGCGUCCUUCAGCCUCGCUCCCUUCGCCAGGUAUGUGCUGCAGCAACUCCGGCCACUCAGCGGGCUGAACAAGCAGAGCGGUGUCAGAGGGGUUUCAGAACCCCCCCGGAAUCCGAGUCACAGUAGUUAGGCAUUGGGUGCCCGUUAGCCUUCCCUUGGACCAUUUAAAAUUGGAACAGACAAAAUCCUUAGUAAAACAAUGGUGGUUCGGGAUUUAUCCUAUUAAAUUAAUGGUGGUUGGAAGCCUAGGCGGGGUGUAUUCCUAGAGGGGGACCCCCAACAGCCAAGGGUCUAUUUCUCUUCUUCCAACAGGUCUUUGGGAGGUCGUACUUGGGCUGACCUAUCCUGAAACCGACCAAUCCAAGAAGACCUUGAUCUGGUGAUAUUUGGGGUAUUCUAAAGAGGCCGAGUCAUUGGAUGUUGCUUCUUCUUAUCAUAGUUCCAGGUGGGGAAUGCACGUGUAUUUGACAUACACAAGCUUGAGAAGCUCCAGCGAGCCAGUUUCAGGCUGGUCCCAGAGAAGUCCAAGUUAACUAUACGUUGCUCCACUGAACAUCAAGGCAGGAAGUCCCUUUGACACAUAUACAUACUGUAUAUAGAUCGGUGUUAAGCUACAAAACCAUGUCAUUUGUUACGGCCCAAUCUCAAUCCCAGCAGGUUGCAAGCCAGUUCCUGGAAGUAGGUGCUCUCCCGGAGGGGCCCUAUUUGUCCCAUGUCUUAAAGCUGCUCAAGGCCGCUGCUCCGUCACCGGCGGAUCCUCUCACCGCCGCUGGAUCGGUGUUACGAUGAUUCUCCCACAGGUCGGCGCUGCAGGUGGUGCGACGCCCCGAGACGUUCAAGAGGCCGCUGCGCGCUCCGUAUCGCCAUCAGAUCUCAGAUGCCAGCUGAAAGGGAGGGGGAAGCCACGGGACAUCUGUCCCGUGACCCUUUGAGUGGCUUUGUCGAACGGUGCGUCGUCUCAACCCACCGCCGGGAACAGCGAGGAAAGGCUGGCGGCUGGCGGUGUCGACAUGCCACGGCUGGGGCUUCGCAUGGUGGAUGGGGGGUGAAAUGGAUCCUCAGUUGGAAAUGAGGGAACCUAUGGGAACCUGAUUGUUGCUCACUGUGAAGACUCUUCACAUUGAAGACAAUAGCCGUUCCAAGGCGUUAUCAGCCGACGUUGUAUUCAGAUUCUCCAUGAUUCUCCU